Molecule: messenger RNA, 592 nt
Organism: Chiloscyllium plagiosum (whitespotted bambooshark)
Lineage: Eukaryota; Metazoa; Chordata; Chondrichthyes; Orectolobiformes; Hemiscylliidae
Gene: rpl26
Product: ribosomal protein L26
Biological process (GO): translation
Cellular component (GO): ribosome; large ribosomal subunit
Molecular function (GO): structural constituent of ribosome; RNA binding
Source: RefSeq, a predicted model, not a curated record
ACCUGCGUGUAAUAACGCGAGAUUUGACAUGAUAACUAACGCACCGCACAUGCGUACAUUCUCUUUUCACCAGCGGCCAUUGACGACUCAGCUGGAGGGCCAACAUGAAGUUCAACCCCUUUGUCACAUCUUCCCGGAGGAAGAACCGCAAGAGACACUUUAAUGCUCCAUCUCACAUUCGCAGGAAAAUUAUGUCCUCUCCACUCUCCAAGGAGCUGAGGCAGAAAUACAAUGUUCGCUCAAUGCCCAUACGCAAGGAUGAUGAGGUUCAGGUUGUCAGAGGACAUUACAAGGGUCAACAGAUUGGUAAAGUUGUCCAAGUAUACAGAAAGAAGUAUGUGAUUUAUAUUGAACGUGUGCAGCGUGAAAAAGCCAAUGGUACCACAGUUCAUGUUGGCAUUCACCCCAGUAAGGUGGUGAUUACCAGGCUAAAGUUGGACAAAGAUCGCAAGAAGAUCCUUGAACGCAAGGCAAAAUCUCGCCAAGUUGGCAAAGAUAAAGGCAAAUAUAAGGAAGAAUCUGUUGAAAAAAUGCAGGAGUAAUUAAAUGUUCCAUUUAUGCUACUUUCAAUAAAGAUUCAAAUAACACCCUA